AGUCAAACCCAUGGCAUACAUGAACACCCUGAUCCCAACGAGAAAAUGACCCGAUGGCGACAACCCAAAAUGUGGACCCAAUUUUCUACCCCGCGUUCUGCUUCAAGGCAUCGCCAACGCACUUCGCCUGGGUGAAGAUGGCAGCCGCUGAUGUCCAUCGACUACAGAGACCAAGGAACUUUGAAGGCCAAACAAUCUUCUUCUAUAAGAACCACCCAAUCCGCUUCGUCAGCGUCGUGGGCGUGAUCGUAGCCCGGACAGAAAUCACCAAACGUACAAUCCUGAUGCUAGAUGAUAGCAGCGGCGCCACAGUAGACGUCUGUGUCUUGCAAUCCGAUCCCAAAGAAAGGCAAAAGACAGAGACAGAGGACACCCAGGCCUCAAAUAUCUCAAAAACCGAGCCAGAUGCAUCGACAUCCCUGGAUACCCCAGCACAAACCAUCACCACAAAAACACCACUAUUACAAACAGAGCACGUCUCAGCUACAGACCGCACAAUCCUCGACAUAACGCACCUAAAACCUGGCACAACAGUCCGAGUAAAAGGCACAUUAUCCCGCUUCCGCUCAAUCAUGCAACUCAACCUCGAGCGAUUCACGGUAAUCCGCGACACAAACGCCGAAAUGCAAUUCAUCGAUGAAAGACUCCAAUUCCUCGUCGAAGUUCUCGCCGUGCCAUGGGUACUAUCCAACGAGGAGAUUGAGCAAUUACGAGCUGAGGCGGAGAGGGUGGAUGCCAAGGCUAUUGAGAAUAGGCAGCGGGCCGAGCAGCGUGUGAAAAGAAGGGCUGAGCGGGAAGAAAGGGAUUAUCGACAUAUUCAGAAACGGUAUGAGAGGGAGGAGAGGAGGAGGGCUAAGGAGGCGGGUGUUUGUAAGGAGGAUGGUAUUAAUUUUAUGCGGGAUAUGAGGCGGAAGAGGGUUUUGGAUGCGGAUGAUGGUGGGGAUGGGAGACGGUGAUGAGGAAUUAUAAUAUGAUAUAAGGCGAGCUUCUAUAUUACAUUACACUGUGUACUUGCAAGAGAUUCCCGAGCGUACACAAAAUAAUAGAUGGGAGGG
This is a messenger RNA of Penicillium subrubescens, 1055 nucleotides long. Its product is annotated as OB-fold domain-containing protein. The record is from RefSeq and is a predicted model, not a curated record. Lineage: Eukaryota; Fungi; Ascomycota; Eurotiomycetes; Eurotiales; Aspergillaceae. Bases 54 to 956 code for a protein of 300 amino acids. The transcript has 2 exons.